CCCACCCCGCCCACCAGCCCCGGUCCGCUUCCGCCGCGGAGAUUUUCGGUGUUGCUGGUUGACGGCUUUGUCCGUUCACUUGUCCGUCGGUCUGUCUAGUCAUCCAUCCGCUCCCGGCGCAGCGAGAGCCCGAGGCGGCCGCUCGUCGCCCGUCGUCGCAUGCCCCCCGUGGGCGGAGGUGGCGGGACCGCGGUGCCGGCGGUGAGGGGCCAUGGCCGCUCCCGGUUCGGAGAAGAGCAGCAAGAAGAAGACGGAGAAGAAGCUCGCAGCCCGCGAGGAGGCCAAGCUGCUGGCUGGCUUUAUGGGCGUCAUGAACAGCAUGCGCAAGCAGAGAACGCUCUGUGAUGUUAUUCUUAUGGUUCAGGAAAGGAGGAUCCCAGCUCACCGUGUUGUGCUCGCCUCAGCAAGCCACUUUUUUAACUUGAUGUUUACUACAAAUAUGCUUGAAUCAAAGUCCUUUGAGGUGGAGCUGAAAGAUGCGGAACCUGACAUUAUUGAACAGCUUGUGGAGUUUGCUUAUACUGCAAGAAUUUCUGUUAACAGCAAUAAUGUCCAGUCUUUACUAGAUGCAGCAAACCAAUAUCAAAUUGAACCUGUGAAAAAAAUGUGUGUGGACUUUUUGAAAGAACAAGUUGAUGCUUCAAAUUGUCUUGGUAUAAGUGUGUUAGCAGAAUGCUUAGACUGUCCAGAACUGAAAGCCACCGCAGAUGACUUUAUCCAUCAGCAUUUCACUGAGGUUUACAAGACAGAUGAAUUUCUUCAGCUUGAUGUUAAGCGUGUGACACACCUCUUGAACCAAGAUACACUGACUGUGAGGGCAGAAGACCAGGUUUAUGAUGCAGCAGUCAGGUGGCUGAAGUACGAUGAACCAAAUCGCCAGCCAUACAUGGUUGACAUUCUUGCUAAAGUCCGAUUUCCUCUUAUAUCAAAGAACUUCCUAAGUAAAACAGUUCAGGCUGAACCACUUAUUCAGGAUAACCCAGAAUGCCUUAAGAUGGUGAUCAGUGGGAUGCGAUACCAUCUCCUUUCCCCAGAAGACAGAGAAGAGCUAGUGGAAGGUACACGACCAAGAAGGAAGAAACACGAUUAUCGCAUUGCUUUGUUUGGAGGCUCACAGCCCCAGUCCUGCAGAUAUUUUAAUCCAAAGGAUUACAGCUGGACAGACAUCCGAUGUCCCUUUGAAAAGCGCAGGGAUGCAGCUUGUGUCUUCUGGGACAACGUAGUUUAUAUUUUGGGUGGUUCCCAGCUCUUCCCUAUAAAGCGAAUGGACUGCUACAAUGUGGUGAAGGAUAGCUGGUAUUCCAAGCUAGGACCUCCAACACCUCGAGAUAGCCUUGCAGCCUGUGCUGCUGAGGGCAAAAUUUAUACAUCUGGUGGUUCAGAAGUGGGAAAUUCCGCACUGUAUUUGUUUGAAUGCUACGAUACGAGAACCGAAAGCUGGCAUACAAAGCCCAGCAUGCUGACUCAACGCUGCAGUCACGGAAUGGUAGAGGCGAAUGGUCUCAUUUACGUGUGUGGAGGGAGCUUGGGAAACAAUGUUUCCGGAAGAGUACUAAAUUCCUGUGAAGUUUAUGAUCCGGCCACAGAAACAUGGACUGAGCUGUGUCCAAUGAUUGAAGCCAGGAAGAAUCAUGGACUGGUGUUUGUAAAGGACAAAAUAUUUGCUGUGGGUGGACAGAAUGGCUUAGGUGGCCUUGAUAAUGUAGAAUAUUAUGAUAUCAAGAUGAAUGAAUGGAAGAUGGUGUCUCCAAUGCCAUGGAAAGGUGUAACAGUGAAGUGUGCUGCUGUGGGAUCCAUAGUUUAUGUCCUGGCUGGUUUUCAGGGUGUUGGUAGAUUAGGGCACAUUCUUGAGUAUAAUACUGAAACAGACAAGUGGAUAGCCAACUCCAAAGUCCGUGCUUUCCCAGUGACAAGUUGUUUAAUCUGUGUCGUAGACACUUGUGGUGCAAAUGAAGAAACUUUAGAGACCUGAAAAUCUGUAGAAUAUGCAAAGAAAUUCUUCAAGGACUUGGGGAAAGAUGGCCAUUGGUACUUUGCUUCCAUGUUUUAUUGAAUCUUGUUAUACCAAGUAAUAGGAAAAACUGAAAUGCAGUCUUAUUGUAUAACAUGGAUUUUUGUGAUGCCCAUUUUAUUGUCUGUUUUGAGAUGGGGAUGUGCUUUGAGAAUUCACAUACCUACCUGAACACGUCACAUCUUCCUUUAAAAGGACUCUGUGUGCUGCCUUGUCAAAAAAAAAGACCCAACCCAGUUAUUUAGAAGAGCUCAAACCAUUUGAUAAAGAUAACAUUUGUGGUUAAAUGACACCCAAACAUAUUUCUUCAUUUGAUAAAGGUGAGUAAAUAUAUCUUGCAUCAUUAGGAACACAAACUUUUCUCAUUUAUACAUACCUGCAAAAAUCUUAUUUUGAUGCCGUGAACAUUUUGCUCAGGAAAGACCAAGAACAGCUGUUUGACUCCUGUAGUGAUAGAGUAUCCAACUGUCUUAUGCCAGUGAUUUUCAUCUUCAUCUGGGUGACUGCAUAUUGAAUUCCAAGUCAGACAGACCAUAUAUAUCAUGUAUACACAGAUCUGAGGAAUACUUGGCUUAGUAUCAUCUUUGGCAUUUUGGAAAGCUAUCACAAAAAGACUUUCUUAGUAGAUGGAGGUGGGUGGGGAAGGUCUGCAGUAAUUGUAGACUGUGUAAGCAGGUUAGGAACUUGAGGUUAAUUUUCAGUACACCCUCCCAGGCAAACGACUGGAUGUACUGUGAAUGCCAAGCUGUUAGCAAAGAUGGGAAUAAGAAUAAGAAAGCAAAGUCAGUACCAGAAACAUACUGAUUUUUCUUCUUGAAAAUGGCUGUUUUUAAAAUGGCAUGAACCAAGUCAUUAAAGUUAUUUUAUAGAA
Messenger RNA from Tympanuchus pallidicinctus (lesser prairie-chicken), 2882 nucleotides. It is a transcript of the gene KLHL7, whose product is annotated as kelch like family member 7. The record is from RefSeq and is a predicted model, not a curated record. Gene Ontology annotation, cellular component: Cul3-RING ubiquitin ligase complex. NCBI's taxonomy places the organism in Eukaryota, Metazoa, Chordata, Aves, Galliformes, Phasianidae. Gene Ontology annotation, biological process: protein ubiquitination. The coding region runs from base 212 to 1972 and encodes 586 amino acids. Gene Ontology annotation, molecular function: protein binding. The transcript is spliced from 11 exons.